Molecule: messenger RNA, 1680 nt
Organism: Kwoniella shivajii
Lineage: Eukaryota; Fungi; Basidiomycota; Tremellomycetes; Tremellales; Cryptococcaceae
Exons: 4
Coding region: 1-1680 (559 amino acids)
Biological process (GO): regulation of DNA-templated transcription
Cellular component (GO): nucleus
Molecular function (GO): zinc ion binding
Source: RefSeq, a predicted model, not a curated record
AUGGCCCCUUCUACUACACCUUCAUGGGUGGUGAAUGAUCUAUCAAUGGUCCUUGGUCUAGAUGACGAGACUAUCAAACAGAUGAUUAUACCCGAUUUGGAAUCAUACACACAUGAAGCUAGAUUGAGAGUACAUCUUCAGGACUUUUUGGGACCUUCGAACGAAGCUAAAUCAUUCACUACAAGAUAUAUAUCAUUCCGGUUCCCUUCGCUCACUUCGCUCACUUCUACUUCUGUCUCAUCCAUACCCUCUCAAUCAAUACCAUCGAACUCUUUACUCAAGCCCAUACCCACUACCACCUCUCAGAUACAGGCCAAGGGUAAACCCUCUGGAAAGGCGUCAGCGUCAAAAUCAUCUAGUCCUUUAUCACUUUCAAGACCGACUUCAAAUGCUGGAUCGUCUAGAUUACCCCCUUCUUCGCAGACCCCUACGCAUACUCAGAACCAGACUCAGAAUAUUCCAGAAGCUUUAGAGGCUGCUUUUGGACCUGGAGGUAAAGUGUAUCAAAAGAAAAGGGAAUCAGAUCUAUUAGAUUCAGGCUGGGGUAAACCUUCAUCGUCUUCUUCUCACGGUCAUAGUCAUGGUCAUGGGAUAUCAAGAACUGGAUCCGGCCUUGGAUCUGGAUCGAAUUCCGCUGCUCCCAGUGGAACUACCACUCCAUCAGGAAUCAAUACACAUGGACAUGGACAAACACCAGUUCAAAGAGUAAGACACGCUGGAGCCGUAAAUAUACAAACAUAUAAACCUAAACCAAGGUUAGAUACACCUCCAAUCGGAACUACUACAAUAGACAGUAGGAGUAAUAGCUCAAAAGGCAAGAAUAGAUCAUCAGCAGAGAAAAUUUGGGAUACACCAAAAUCAAAACAAGUGAAAAAGCUGGAAAACGUGAAAGAGAAAUUAAGAAUACUUAAAGAAGGUGAAGGAAAGAUUCAUCAAGAUGAUAAUACUUUGAAAUGUUUUUGUCAAGCUCGAGUACACCCUCUAUCAACUUACACACCCCUUUGUCAAUCUUGUGGACUGGUGAUCUGUUCGCUGCAGUUACCUUACCUACCUUGUCCGUCGUGUUCCAACCCUUUAUCGACACCUGCUCAAUUGGCUCGUUUGAUCCUUCGAAUAGAAGGUGAGAUCGAAUCUCAGUUGGCUAAAGAAGAAAGGGAGAGAGAGCAAAUCGAACGAGAUAGAUUGGCAAGAUUAGCCGCUGAUGCUGGAGGAGGUUCAUUCCCGACUUUACCAGGAUCUAAUACUUCUCAACAGCAAAUCACGACUUCGGUUGGAGGAAGAAAAGUAUUAACUAUAGCAUCAUCUAAAAACACACAUGGGAAAGGUGGAAAAGGUAAAAGUAAAAUUACAAGUACGACUUAUUUCCCUCAGUCAUCUAGUUCUACAACAUCUUCAAGACCAAUAACACCUCCACCUGAGACAAUACCUAGAUUAAGAAUGAAUCCCUUAGAUAUUCAAAAAAUCGAAAAAGAGUUGAAGAAAUUAUUGAAUCUCAGAGAUGAAUCGGAUAGAUCAUGGGCUGAUUUAAAACCGGAUAAACGAAAUGAUGGUUUGCAAUUGGAAUAUAAAGAAUUACCGGUCGUACAUAUCAAUCCGGAGAAUACGAUGGGCAGAAGGAAAAAAGGUAAAGCAAGGAAAUUAGGUGAAGGUGGUAGAGAAGUUCCUGGAGCAGGAGCUUGA